AUGCCGCACAUCGAGUCACCAACUGAUUCCGCCGUCAUGCCUACUGUUGUCGCGAAGGGCCCCUCCGGUGUUCCCCCCACCACCGAAGAGAUUUCAUCCCUCCUCAACUCUAUUUUCAACGCCGAGUCAUCUCAGGUGUCCCUCGAUAACUCCUAUGCCUUGGCGAACCUGCUGAUUCAGGGUGCUGGCUGCGCUGGUCUCCUGAACUACAGUGUUUUGACCGAUGUCAAGAAGGCCGCCACCGAUAAGAAGAACGGAGCUCGCCGCGAGAGUGCCAUGUUGAUCAUCGCGCUUCCUCGCGAAUACCCCCUCAGUGAAGUCGUCUUCCUCCUGAAUGACGGCGGUAUUCUGAACGUGGUCCUGGACUCCCUCGCGGAUAAAGGCGCUGUUGUUCGCGAUGCUGCCCAAUACGCUAUCGACGCUCUGUUCGGUUGCCUGAGCCCCGAGGCCAUGGUGAAUGGGCUUCUGCCAUCCCUCGAGUCCUAUCUCAGCAAGGGCUCCGGCAAGUGGCAGGGUUUCGUUGGUGGGUAUGCCCUGCUUGAAAAAAUGGCCUUAAAGGCCCAGAUGGGCAACGGUACCAUGGAGGAAGAGCGCGACAAAGAUGUUCUGCGCGACGCUAUGGGCAAGACUUUGAAGACUUUGAUCCCCAUUGUCGAGUCUGGCAUGCACGACCUGAAGAGUGAAGUUACCAAGCAGUCCGUCAAGGCCAUGAACGCCCUGACCACUCUCCUUGACAACGACGACAUUCGCACUCGCAUCCCGCUUUUGAUUGAGUCUAUCGAGAAGCCCUUCGCCCAGACGCUUCAAAAGGCCAUCCACGCUCUCUCGCAAACCACAUUCGUCGCUAUUGUCACCUCACCCGUGCUCGCUCUCCUGACUCCCCUGCUCGAGCGUUCUCUCAACACCCCCACCACCCCCCAGGAAACUCUCCGCCAGACCGUUGUCGUUGUGGAGAACCUGACAAAGCUGGUUCACGACCCUGCUGAGGCCCGUACCUUCCUUCCCAAGCUUCAACCUGGUGUGAAGGGUGUCAUGGAUCGUGCCUCUCUUCCUGAGGUUCGUGAGUUGGCGACCCGUGCCCUCGAUGUUAUGGAGAAGGCCAUGGCCGAUAAAGAAGUUGCCAUGGGUGGCUUCUCAAAGACCACUGUAGACGAUGUCCUGGCUGUUCUUAACCCCAAGAUCCAGGAGCACGGUGGUCUCACUGGCUUCGGCGAUGUCAAGUUCCUUGAUCUGGCCAAGAACUUCAUUGCCGGCAUGAUCCGUGAGGAUGUCAACUGCCGCAUGCUGGAUCGCAUCCCCUCUUCCCUUGGCCCGUAUCUGCGUGGUCUGCUCGCGGAUGACCAGGUUGAUGCUCUUGUCUCUGCUGUCAAGGCCCACUUCGUCGCCGAGGAUGAGCGUAUCUUCGGCAAGCCGGCUCAGACUGACCCCAACGAGAUUGUCAUUGUUAACGCCAACUUUUCUCUCGCCUACGGUGGUAUGCUUCUCCUGAACCACACCAACCUGCGCCUGGUCAAGGGUCAUCGUUACGGACUUUGCGGUCGCAACGGUGCUGGAAAAUCAACUCUUAUGCGCAGCAUUGCCAAUGACAAGCUCGAGGGCUUCCCUCCUCCCGACGAGGUCCGCACUUGCUUUGUGGAGCACAACCAGGGUGAGGAUGCCGAUCUCACCAUCCUGGCUUACGUUUCCAAGGACCCUCAGAUCGCCCUCCAGGGCGAAGAGCACAUCAAGGAGGUUCUUCUUGAGUUCGGCUUCACCGAUGGCCCCGAGGGUCGCCAGUCCCAGCCUGUCGGCUCCUUGUCCGGUGGUUGGAAGAUGAAGCUCGCUCUGGCCCGUGCCAUGCUCAUGAAGGCCGAUGUUCUCCUGCUCGACGAACCUACUAACCACUUGGAUGUUGCCAACGUCAAGUGGCUUCAGGAGUACCUGAAGAGACACACUGACAUCACCAGUUUGAUUGUUUCUCACGACUCCGGUUUCCUUGACGAGGUCUGCACCGAUAUCUACCACUACGAGCAGAAGAAGCUUGUCUGUUAUCCCGGUAACCUUGCCGCUUUCGUCAAGGUCAAGCCUGAGGGCAAGAGCUAUUACACUCUUUCUGCAUCCAAUGUGCAGUUCAGAUUCCCGGCUCCCGGUAUCCUGUCGGGUAUCAAGUCCAACACUCGUGCUAUCCUCCGUAUGACCAACUGCACAUACACCUAUCCCGGUGCCACCAAGCCAUCUCUCCAGGAUGCUUCUCUCUCACUUUCUCUUUCCUCCCGUGUUGCCAUUAUCGGUGGAAACGGUGCUGGAAAAUCCACCUUCAUCAAGAUGUUGACUGGUGAGACCAUUCCCCAGGGCGGCAAGGUCGAGAAGCACCCCAACUUGCGUAUUGGUUACAUCAAGCAGCACGCUUUGGAGCACGUUGAGAUGCAUUUGGAGAAGACUCCCAGCCAGUACCUGCAGUGGCGGUACGCUAACGGUGACGAUCGCGAGGUCUUCCUCAAGCAGACCCGUAUCCUGACCGACGCCGAUAAGGCCCAAUUGGACAAGCCUAUCGAUUUGAAGGAUGGCCGUGGAGAGCGCAAAAUUGAGGCGCUCAUUGGUCGUCAAAAGUGGAAGAAGUCCUUCCAGUAUGAGGUCAAGUGGGUUGGCUGGCUCCCCAAGUACAACACCAUGAUCUCUCGCGAGACUUUGACCGAGCUGGGCUUCUCCAAGAUGGUCCAAGAAUUUGACGAUCACGAGGCUUCGCGUGAAGGUCUUGGUUACCGUGUUCUGGAACCCAAGGUUAUCUCCAAGCACUUCGAGGACAUCGGUCUCGACCCCGAAAUUGCCAACCACAACGAGAUCUCUGGUCUGUCCGGUGGUCAGAAGGUCAAGGUCGUGCUGGCUGGUGCCAUGUGGAACAACCCUCACUUGCUGGUUCUUGACGAGCCGACUAACUUCUUGGACCGUGACUCCCUCGGUGGUCUGGCCGUUGCCAUCCGUGACUUCAAGGGUGGUGUUGUCAUGAUUUCUCACAACGAAGAGUUUCUGCACAUUGCCGAUGGCCGUGUCGUUAGCCGCACCAACAACGCCGUCGCCCUCGAUCGCUUCGAGGACAGCGCGACCAACACGCCUUCUGGUGCCGCUACUCCCGCUUCGGGCAACACUAGCGCUGCUCCUUCCGCUGCUCCAUCCGCCGUCAACUCUGGCGAUGAGCAGGGCGAGUUGAAGUUCCGCGCUAAGAAGAAGAAGAAGAUGACUCGUGCUCAGCAGAAGGAGCGUGAGACUCGCCGCCGUCUCCGUCACAUCGAAUGGCUUAACUCUCCCAAGGGAACUCCAAAGCCCGUUGACACCGACGAUGAGGCAUAA
Molecule: messenger RNA, 3327 nt
Organism: Penicillium maclennaniae
Lineage: Eukaryota; Fungi; Ascomycota; Eurotiomycetes; Eurotiales; Aspergillaceae
Product: putative mRNA-nucleus export ATPase (Elf1)
Exons: 4
Coding region: 1-3327 (1108 amino acids)
Molecular function (GO): ATP hydrolysis activity; ATP binding
Source: RefSeq, a predicted model, not a curated record